AUGAUUUGCUGCGAGGGGUUGAUGAGACUCUGGGGUAGUGUACUAAGUGACCCCGCACUGUUGUCGUUGAUAGCGCUUCUGUUUAUGAACGAUCACUUUUCGCAUCACAGCUCGGGGAGGCCAUCUCGAAAGAUUUACAGAGAGGGGGUGGUCAUCGUAAGUUCUGUCUCGGAGGAAACACUCUCAUCUUCGAUGGUCAGCGAAAAAGUGAUGCCUGAUGGCCAUUGCGAUAUUAUUUUGUUCCGUCGCACUUCUGUGCACUGUGGAUCAGACACACACACAUACACACACACACCGCAGACACAUCUGGGUCCUUUACGUGCGCCAUCCACGUUAACGCGAUGUAUGAACUGCAUGUUAAGUUUCUUCGACCACUCACGCAUACAGCUACCCGACCUCCGGGUAAAAUCAGGCACGGACCAAGCACGGUGUUCUGUCCUUGCAUUGCAGCCUCUCGCCCUUGGGACACUCGGCUGCCGGGAAGAAGACCUGCUCUAG
Molecule: messenger RNA, 498 nt
Organism: Morchella importuna
Lineage: Eukaryota; Fungi; Ascomycota; Pezizomycetes; Pezizales; Morchellaceae
Exons: 2
Coding region: 1-498 (165 amino acids)
Source: RefSeq, a predicted model, not a curated record